Molecule: messenger RNA, 2303 nt
Organism: Ochotona curzoniae (black-lipped pika)
Lineage: Eukaryota; Metazoa; Chordata; Mammalia; Lagomorpha; Ochotonidae
Gene: FRMD5
Product: FERM domain containing 5
Exons: 14
Coding region: 245-1957 (570 amino acids)
Cellular component (GO): cytoskeleton
Molecular function (GO): cytoskeletal protein binding
Source: RefSeq, a predicted model, not a curated record
AGUGGGGCGCCAGGGAGAGAGAGGGAGAGAGAGAGCCCGGCGUUCGCUCUGGGCUGGGGGAGGAGGUGGUGGCGGCCGAGGGGAAGAAGGAGAGAGAGGGAGGGAGGGGAAGCAGGGCCAGCGGCAGCGACGGGGUUAGGGUGAUGGUGCAGGUUCCCGGGGCCCGCGCGGAGCUGCCGAGCUGAGGGGCGCCUGGUCCGGGGUCCGCAGCGCCGCCGCGUCGUUCCCGGGAACGGGCGGGAAGAUGCUGAGCAGGUUGAUGAGCGGCAGCAGCAGGAGCCUGGAGCGCGAGUACAGCUGCACCGUGCGGCUGCUGGACGACAGCGAGUACACCUGCACCAUCCAGAGAGAUGCCAAAGGCCAGUACCUGUUUGACCUUCUUUGCCACCACCUGAACCUGCUUGAGAAAGACUAUUUUGGAAUCCGCUUUGUGGACCCAGAUAAGCAGCGGCAUUGGUUGGAGUUUACCAAGUCUGUGGUGAAGCAGCUGAGAUCCCAGCCUCCAUUCACCAUGUGCUUCCGAGUGAAGUUUUACCCAGCAGACCCUGCUGCCCUGAAAGAAGAAAUAACCAGGUAUUUAGUCUUCCUACAGAUCAAAAGGGAUCUCUACCAUGGCCGCCUCCUGUGUAAGACGUCGGAUGCUGCCUUGUUAGCUGCUUAUAUCCUUCAAGCGGAAAUCGGCGAUUAUGACCCAGGGAAGCACCCCGAAGGCUACAGCUCCAAGUUCCAGUUUUUCCCCAAACAUUCGGAGAAGCUGGAAAAGAAAAUCGCCGAGAUUCAUAAGAUGGAACUCAGUGGCCAAUCACCAGCAACAUCAGAGUUGAACUUCUUAAGAAAAGCUCAAACAUUGGAAACAUACGGAGUGGACCCUCACCCGUGCAAGGACGUGUCGGGGAAUGCUGCGUUUCUGGCCUUCACGCCUUUUGGGUUUGUGGUUCUCCAAGGAAACAAGAGGGUCCACUUCAUCAAAUGGAAUGAAGUGACCAAGCUGAAAUUUGAAGGGAAAACUUUCUAUUUAUACGUAAGUCAGAAAGAGGAGAAGAAAAUUAUUCUCACCUAUUUUGCACCAACUCCAGAAGCCUGCAAGCACCUCUGGAAAUGUGGGAUUGAGAACCAAGCCUUCUACAAGCUGGAGAAGUCAAGCCAAGUCCGCACGGUGUCAAGCAGCAACCUGUUCUUCAAGGGCAGCCGGUUCCGGUACAGUGGGCGCGUUGCAAAGGAGGUUAUGGAAUCGAGUGCCAAGAUCAAGCGGGAACCACCAGAAAUACACAGAGCGGGGAUGGUUCCCAGCCGCAGCUGUCCCUCCAUCACGCACGGCCCAAGGCUGAGCAGCGUCCCCAGGACCCGCAGAAGGGCUGUCCACAUCUCCAUCAUGGAAGGCCUUGAGUCCCUACGGGACAGUGCCCACUCCACACCAGUGCGUUCCUCUUCCCACGGGGACACCUUCCUGCCUCAUGUGAGAAGUAGCCGGGCGGACAGCAACGAGCGGGUAGCCGUGAUCGCAGACGAGGCCUACAGCCCUGCGGAGAGUGUGCUGCCCACCCCCGUGGCCGAACACAGCCUGGAGCUGCUGCUGCUCUCCCGGCAGAUCAACGGAGCCACCUGCAGCAUCGAGGAGGAGAAGGAGUCCGAGGCCAGCACACCGAGCGCCACAGAGGUGGAGUCCCUCGGAGGAGAGCUGAGGGCCCUGUGCCAGGGGCACGGCGGGCAGGAGGAGGAACAGGUGAAUAAGUUUGUUUUAAGUGUCCUCCGUUUGCUCCUUGUGACCAUGGGACUCCUCUUUGUUUUGCUCCUCCUCCUGAUCAUCCUUACCGAGUCUGACCUUGACAUUGCCUUUUUCCGUGAUAUCCGCCAGACUCCCGAGUUUGAACAAUUCCACUAUCAAUACUUUUGUCCCCUCAGGCGAUGGUUUGCCUGCAAAAUCCGCUCUGUGGUGAGUCUGCUCAUUGACACCUGAGAAGGCAUGACUCCUCCCAAAAACUAGCCAGGUGGACCCAGGAGCCCGGCUACCCGUUCCCAGCAAGGGGACCCAUCGCGGAACCAUCGGCACACACACCAAGUCCUCUCAUGACUGAGUCCACUGCAGCCUAGGAGGGUUACUGCCCAGAAGAGGAAAGGGAUAGGCUCACAAACUGUCAAACCGACUGGGGAAACUCAGUUUCUGCAGUGUCUUUCAAGAAAAGGCUCAGCAGUUCUGGUUCUCAUCCCUUCGAUUUGCCAGAAUAACUGGUUUUGAAUUUUUGUUUUUUCAUAGAUGUGUAUUAUUUUGGAAGUAUCAAAUAAAAUAAUUUAUUUUGCUAUUA